AUGAGUUUCGAUCUCUACAUUUACGCUAGUGGGUAUUGGUCACCUGAUGAUGCGUAUCUUGGUGGAGAGGCACAUCCAGCUGGAAAACACUUGGCUGAAGGAUUUGGUUUGGCAACGAUUCGGAUGCUCAUAGUCCAGUAUCUUGGCUACGAAGAGAACCUGAGCAAGAUAUCUUGGUUUCCACCAGAGACAUCUGCCCCGAAAGAGGAUACUGAUGAUGCUGAGAUAAUGGAGAAAGUGGUACAUUACAGACUAGGGGCAAGUGCGAUAACAUUAUUUGCUGUCCGAGAAGAUGAUCCUUAUAUAGGUCGGAGAGCAGUUGCUGGUUAUCUGAUGAAGAAGAAGAUGGUUUGGCUGAAGAAGAAGAUGGUUUGUCUGAAAAAUGAUGAUAGAGGUGAUGAGGCAGAAAUUAGAGAGAACGCUGAUUAUUUAGGUGAUGUUUAUGAGAGUGCGAAUAAUACUGAUACCGAUUGUGAUAGUGAUGACAAUCAGAGGCGUGAGAUAGAUGAUUGCAAAUAUAAGAAGUUUGAGAUAGGUCAAGAGUACAAGACAAUUGAUAGUUUCAAGCGUGCGGUGAACAAAUACGCAGUGAAAAAGAGAAGGGAUAUUAGAUAUAAGAAAUCAGAUAGAAGACAUGUCACAGCAAUCUGUUCAGAUGGGAAGUGUCCUCGGAGAUUGUAUGCUUCAAUCAACAGUUCUUCAACUCGGGUUGUCAUAAGAUCAUUGCAAGAGGAGUACAAUUGCACUUGGCAAGAAAAUGUGUUUCUUCUAACGAAUGCUAGAAUAGCAGAUAUCUACAUUGAAGAGUUUAGGUUGAACCCGGAUUUCUCAGCCAAUCAGUUGCAAGAGAAACUAUUGGCUUUCUUCUCGGAGUACUCUAAGUGUGAUGCAGUGAAAAAAAAUUUGGGAGAGUCUUUUAAUGCAGCAAUACGAAUUGAAAGGACUAAACCAAUUGUUGAAAUGCUUGAGGAGAUUAGGAGAAGGGUCAUGAUCUCUAAUGAAAAAAAAACUCGAAGCCGAGAAAGCCAGAGAGCAGUAUCGUUACUUGAGCAGCAGAUAAAGCUAGCUAAGAAUUGUAGAUCAUUACCUUGCGGGAUGGGGAAGUACGAAGUGAGCUACUUUAGUGAUAGGUACAUCGUCCAUUUGAGGAAUGAAACAAGUUGUACCUGCCGGAUGUCCGUCAUUAGUGGUAUCCCCUGUUGCCAUAUUGCAUCGGCACUUAUGCUAGAGAGAAACGCUGAGCAAGAUCCAAAAACGUUAAUCAGUGAUUGGUUUAAGGUGGAGAAGCUUCGGGCGUGCUAUGCAAGAAGUUUACAACCAGUUAAUGGUAUGAACCUGUGGAAAGUUACAACUGAUGUUUGGGUGAAUCCACCUCCAUAUAAGAAGCAUCCAGGUAGGCCUCCAAGAAAGAAGAGAAAGAGAGAGAAAGGGGAAUCGAAGGCUAAACCAGGAAAAGCACCAAGGAUAGGAAUCAAAAUGGAAGGACACAAUGUAACAAAGUGUAACAACCAGCCUGUCUAUAAGCCACCAAAGAAACCACCAGGGAGGCCAUGCAUUAGGCCUAUGUCAUCUGAUGUAGGACUUGAUUGGCUUAGUCUUGAAGGUGGCCCUUCUUCUCAUCCUGCUGACAAUAAUUCUUGGAGGCUAUGGAAUGAAAGUGUUGGUGCAUCUUCAUCUUCUCAGCCUCCAGAACGUUUCUCUGCCUCUCAGUCUCCAGAACGUGGCUCUGCUUCUCAGCGUGCAUGUGGUGGCUCUGCUUCUCAGCGUGCACGUGGUGGGUCUUCUUCUCAGCGUGCACGUGGUGGGUCUUCUUCUCAGCCUGCAGAAGGUGGGUCUUCUUCUCAGCCUGCAGAAGAUCUCCCUUCUCUUUCCUCUGCACUCCCACGGAAGAAGCGUGGCAGACCACGUAAGAAUCUUGUGGAGGGAAGUGUGCCACCGGAACAGCCUCCCGAACAACAAGCUUCUCGACAGCCGAUUUAUGACACCGGACCUAUUCAGAUCCCAAGAGAAGGGUACAGUGUCUUCACUAGUGUCCAGUCAGGGGAUGACUACGUUCAUCUUGGGAAAUCUGUGAGGGACACCAGCGAUAACACAAUCCUGCCAAGCAGCCUAUACAGAGCGAGAUAA
Thlaspi arvense is the source of this 2127-nucleotide messenger RNA. The record is from the annotation of a GenBank genome assembly. NCBI's taxonomy places the organism in Eukaryota, Viridiplantae, Streptophyta, Magnoliopsida, Brassicales, Brassicaceae.